Molecule: messenger RNA, 996 nt
Organism: Loxodonta africana (African savanna elephant)
Lineage: Eukaryota; Metazoa; Chordata; Mammalia; Proboscidea; Elephantidae
Product: testisin-like
Exons: 6
Coding region: 1-996 (331 amino acids)
Biological process (GO): acrosome reaction; proteolysis
Molecular function (GO): serine-type endopeptidase activity
Source: RefSeq, a predicted model, not a curated record
AUGGGCUCACUGCUGCUGUGGCUGCUGCUGUCCUGGGCCGGGCUCUGGGGGCUGGGGAAGUUUGGGCAGGGCGUGAAGACGCAGGGGGGCUCACCUGCUCAACUCCCCCCAGUGUCCCAGAAUCCAGGUGCCAUGAAGUGGAACAUGCUCACGACACCCUGCGGGCUCCGGCAUAUCCACGAGCGCGUGGUGGGAGGCCAGAACGCGGUGCGCGGGUUCUGGCCGUGGCAGGGCAGCCUGCGCUUGCAGAAAAGCCACCUGUGCGGAGCCAGCCUGCUCAGCCGCCGCUGGGCGCUCACGGCAGCGCACUGCUUCAGAAAGUCCAUGGAUCCUUCAGACUGGAGCAUCCAGUUUGGUGAGCGGACUUCCCAGCCAUCUUCCCUGAACGUGCGGGCCUACUACAACCGUUACCAGGUGGAGAGGAUAGUGAUGAACCCCAACUUUGGAGGGCAGUCACCCUAUGACAUUGCCCUGUUGAAACUGGCUUCCUCCGUCACCUACAAGAAGAACAUCCAGCCGGUCUGUGUAGUGGACUCCACCAUGGAGUUCCAGAACCGGACUGACUGCUGGGUGACUGGCUGGGGGAGGAUCCAGGAGCAUAAGGAGCUGGAGCCUCCAUACAACCUCCAGGAAGUUCAGAUCUCCAUCAUAAACACCACCACGUGUAACCACCUAUACUAUCAGUCUGGUUUCCGCUCUAUAAUCUGGGGUGACAUGGUUUGUGCAGGCACUGAGGAUGGCACCAAAGAUGCCUGCAAUGGUGACUCAGGUGGACCCUUGGUCUGCGAACUGGACAAUGUGUGGUAUCAGAUUGGAGUCGUGAGCUGGGGUGUUGGCUGCGGUCGCCCGAACCGGCCUGGCGUCUACACCAACGUCAGUGAGCAUUUCCACUGGAUCCAGGAUCUGAUGGGCUGCGGCCCGCCAGGGACAGGCCUGUCCUCGCUGCUGCUGCUGCUGUCUCUGCUCUGGGCGCCCCUGCUCCUGCAGCCAGCCUGA